GCCUCUUGACGCUUCUCUGUGGGUGUGGGAAGGUGGUCCUGGUUGAAAAACACCGUCCAGAAAAGCCACCGACGGGAUGACUUUGAGUGUUUUUGUACACUUCUUUAACAUUUUGUAACACCAUGAAAACAAAUUAGCAAACUCUAAAAGUGACAAAGUGUCGACAAGAAAGGCCGUGAUGGAUUUGAGUUGUUUGUCCUCGGGAGUAAAGUUGGGAAACUACGAGGUGAAAAUGGAGAGCCCAGCUGAGUGAGAGUGGGGUGAGGAGGCUGGAUUUGGCAAAAGUUGGGAGUCCUGCCUUGCUGCUAGCAGGCUAGUUAGCGUGCUUAGACACUUCGCUAUCUCGGUCUCCCUUCACUGUUCUUCAGCUUGUGAUUCUUCAGGGGAGCUGCUUCAUGUGUGGCGAGACCGCUGCUGACAUUGCAGCUUUUCCCAGUGGAUCAUAGCGUAGUUGAUGGUGAUCUUAUUUUCCGUGGGAAGUUUUGAAAGAGUCCUGAGGACAACUUUGCAUUUUUCCCUAAAGGCAGCCCCAGUUAAACCUGCUUUAGAGAAGCUGGAUAACGCUCAGGCUAACGGCUCCCUUUCGGAUCAAACUCUUUUUUUUUUGCCGUGAGCAUCCACACCGGCUGUAUCCAUUCCAUUUUCUCUGUACAUUAUCCUAACUGAGAUGCAUCCUUGAUAACAUCCUGACUGUGUGGCCCUGCUACAGGCCUACUGAAGCACGCUGAAGACAACUAGUACCAGAGAGUUGCGUAAGCUGCAGGCCUGUUCAAGAUGUAUUCAUGAGCACUUGGGAGUUGUUAAAACAGACUCAAUCGCAUUCAUGUACUGUGACUGCUGAUGCCAGCUCACUGGUACUUGAGUGGAUGUAAUCCGCUUUAUUCAUGAACCCUCUAGCUGAGUCUGGGUGCAGCCUGGAUGUUGCUGUUAAAUCGGCUGUUGCGGUGAUGAGGCAGGGCUCCUGGUGGCCUGUGUGGCUGACUGGGCAGUGGCCCAAGGUGAUGUGAUGGGGUGCCGGAACAGUAAGGUCCUCCCUGAGCCUCCAAAGGAUGUUCAUUUGGACCUGGUCAAAAAGGUUGAUUCUCAACCUCAGACAGAUAUCUAUAAGCACUUCAUACGAGGGGAUGGCUCUGGAAGCAAGAUGGGUGUGGCUGGUGGCGGGGCAGGUGACAAAGCAGAGAUCACCUCCCCACAUCCAGCCCAGGCUCACACUGCCACUCCCACCGCUUCAGCUCACCUCCCUAAGGACCUGUCCGAAUUGCCGGAUCCUCAGCGAAGGAAAGUGGCGAAAUACAGAGCUAAGUUUGAUCCCCGGGUUACAGCCAAGUACGAGAUCAAAGCUUUGAUAGGCCGGGGGAGCUUCAGCCGUGUGGUCCGCGUGGAGCACAAGAGCACCCGACAGCCAUACGCAAUCAAAAUGAUCGAGACCCGGUACCGUGAGGGGAGGGAGGUGUGCGAGUCAGAGCUGUGUGUUCUGCGUCGUGUUCGUCAUACUAAUAUAAUCCAACUCAUGGAGGUCUUCGAGACAGCUGAGCGUGUCUAUAUGGUGAUGGAGCUGGCCACUGGAGGAGAACUUUUCGAUCGGAUCAUCGCACGCGGCUCCUUCACAGAGCGGGACGCCACGCGGGUGUUGCAGAUGGUGCUGGAUGGCGUCAAGUAUCUCCACACUUUGGGGAUCACUCACCGAGACUUGAAGCCUGAGAACCUGCUCUACUACCACCCGGGACCUGAUUCCAAGAUCAUCAUCACUGAUUUUGGUUUGGCCAGUAGCAGGAAAAAGGGAGGCGAGUGUUUGAUGAAAACCACCUGCGGCACACCGGAGUACAUAGCGCCUGAAAUCCUAGUGAGGAAGCCGUACACAAACGCUGUGGACAUGUGGGCACUGGGGGUGAUUUCCUACAUCCUGCUGAGUGGAACCAUGCCCUUCGAGGACGACAAUCGCAUGAGGCUCUACCGGCAGAUCCUCAAAGGGAAAUACAGCUUUUCUGGAGAGCCAUGGCCCAGUGUGUCCAACCUUGCAAAAGACUUUGUAGAGCGUGUUCUAACCGUUGAUCCCAGUGAGCGACUUACCGCCGGUCAGGCCCUGAAGCACCCCUGGAUCAUCAGCAUGGCAGCCUCGUCGUCCAUGAAGAACCUGCAGCGUUGCAUAUCUCAGAACCUCCUGAAGCGUGCGUCCUCACGCUGCCACAGCACCAAGUCAUCCCAGUCCACGCGCUCCAGCCGCUCAACCAAAUCCAACAAGGCUCGGCGGGUGAGAGAGAAGGAGCUGCGAGAGCUGAACCGGCGUUAUCAGCAGCAGUACGAUGGCUGAAGCAAGGCCCAACAGCCAGCGACUGUAGCGGACCUUCUUCUUCUUUUUUUUUUUUCUUUUUUUUUUAAAACAACACAGCAAUGACUGAAGCUUUGAGUUGCUGCCAGUGUUUGGGGGGCAAAAGUGUCUUGAAGUCCCACAUUUCUGCCUUAAAAACAAUGACUUGACUAAAUCCAUGACACUAAAAUGACAAAGCUGAAAAGUAACUGAGACUGUAGCACAAGUCAGAAAGAUGACAAAAUCAUUCAACGUCUAUGGCAGUGUGUUGCAACUGCUCCAUCCACUCUCUCACAUUUACUUUUAGCAGGAUGGUGUCUUUCACUUUCCUUGUGUUCUCCCGUUCCCUGUGUCGCUACAUAUUUAUUUAUUAUUGUUGACGUGAUUAUUAGUCUCCAUUCAAAUGGUCACUGGAUAAUGACCUUCCACAAGGAUCUGUUGAACAGAGUUCUGGAUACUGACAUUACUAAGAGGAAAGAAAUUCUUCAGAAGAGGAGGGAAACACAUUCCUCUCACUCAUUUCUGAUUGCUGUGAAUUUAUUAUUGUGCUAAUUGUAUAGACCUUGAUUUGAGAUGUGGUUAAUCAUAUCGAGCUGCAACAUAAUCACACCGUUUUAGGCCAAAAUGAUUUAGUCAGUCCAAAGCUUAGCUACUCUUGCCAUUAUUGUUAAGAUCCUAAAACUAUCAAAAGAUUGUGAAGCUUUUUUUUUUUUUUUGCGUUGGUGUUAAAUCUUAAUUGUGUUAGGCGAUAGUAGAUUACGCAGCCUGUGUCAUUUUGAUUUAACAUUGCUCGUAAAGUACCAGCGAUGAGCCUUUCCUGUUGUACAGCAGGGAUUUGUCCUAAUAAUGGAAAAUGGCCAUUGAGUUUUCUUGAUGGUUACAUCGGCACAUGAAUCUUAGUCACAGAUUGGGGCUACCUUGGGUUUCCAUGACCUUUUUAUAGUGUCUUUAGAAAUGUAGCCUAGCUUUAAAAUAAUUGUAUAAGAUUUAUUAUGAAUUGAUUAUUUUCACCGAGUAAUUUCCAGGUGUUAUGACAGUCUACCAUUAGCUUAUUGAGCUAGCCAAGUGACAGAAAUGACAUUGUCCUGCUGUGAAAGAGCUUAACAAAGCUAUGGCAAAAUAAUUUAAAAAAUAUUUUUGGAAGCAUGGUAAAUUUAAAUUACAUUCCACAAAAGUGCCACACAUUAUAUUGCAAAUUGUUAUGAUAACAGUAGAGUGACCAAAUAACUUUAGAUAGGUUAGCGUUUUUGGAGCUUGCCUGUUCUUUCAAAACGGAGUAAAUCCUAAUUCUGAAACUCUAAUAUCUUUAUGUAAGCAUAUUUAAAUAAAACAAGUAGGAAAGCAGAUAUCAAGAAAUCAUUUUCUCCAAAAACUUAAUUUCUAUUUUUGGUGUUAUAUAUGUUGUAACUGUAACACUUUUAAGACAUUCAGAUAUCUUUUAAAGGUGUAAGUCAGUUUAGUAAGUAUGUAGUUUGUUUCCAAAAACUUAGAAAGCACUCCAUUUACAAACUUCAUACAUUUAACAGUUUUGAUGCAGCCUUGUCUUAAAGUCCCACCAACUUUGUCCCAAAAGUUUACUCAGAACAGGAGACAUAUUACUGAGUAUGCUUUAGAAAAAUAUGGAAGGAAAACGAUGGAGAUAAACAGACAACUGAUGCUAAGCAACUGAUAUCUAAUGUUGGGCUUGCUCUAAUUGGCUUGGAGAAAAUCAUUUGAGAAACCCACAUAUAGUCAUAGAGUUUGUGGAGAUCAAAGGGAUUGUGUUUUGGUUUUUUGUAAUGUAUUUAGCUUUCAGUGGAUGUAAACAACACUCUAAAAUGAAGGAGAUAGUCUGUAGCCUUGCAUCUAUACAGUUUCAUGCACAAGGCUAUCUUUUUUUUUUAAUACAGACAUUUUCAUCUUAACUUAUAAAACAUUCAAACAGCUCGCUACAAGAACUCUAGUUGAUCAGAUCUGCAGUAUGAGCUGCAAAGAAACUGUAGUUAUUAGUUUAUUCUGAUGUUUACAGUCUAAACCAUUUCCACUAAACUUGUGAAUAUUUAGCAUCAUUGCGCAAUGAAGUAUUGUGACCAGUGCACAAAUCAGAGCUAUGCUGAUGAAAUAUCAAUACCCUUAAAUGAAAAAGUGAAUUUUUAAAAACUUUGUUGAUGAAGAUGGUUAAAAUGAUGACUAUCCCCAAGUUGGUAGGAAAAAAAGAAUCCCAGAAGUAUUACAACCAAAAGACUCACAAAUGAGAUUGAAAUUGUUUGUCCUUUUUGCUGUUUUUCUUUCUGGCAAAGCACUUAAUGUACAGUACUGAACUGAGAGUCAUGAUUUUCUAGUUUGUUUGUUUUUUUUAUGUCUUUUGUCUCUUCAGAAGCCUUCCAGAGGAAAUUAAAUGGUACUUUGCGGUCUUUCCGUCUUUGCUUUUUGAGGAUUUUGCUGUGAUCUUUCCUAGAGUUUAAAAGUGUGCUGUUGUGAACUUUUUAAUAUGUACUGGAAACCUGAUCGAGCCAUGUCAGCUGACCUCAGUUUUUCCUUUGCUUUUUGUCUUUUGGCUUUCACUUUUGUUCCGUGAGGCUUUGUCAUCUCUGUGAUCCAACCGUUUCCGUCGUCUUUGAUCAUUUUUAGUCUCUUCCUUUGUCCUACUGCUGUUUUUCUUAGUAUUCCUCUACAGGUAAAAUGCUUACACAUAUGUGUGUGUGUGUGUGUGUGUGUGUGUGUGUGUGUGUGUGUGUGUGUGUGUGUGUGUGUGUGUAUAUAUAUCAAUUAAUUAGAAGCUGUAAAAUGAAACUCUAAUUUUCACUCUGUGUGCCCAAAAAUGUUGUAUUGAUAUCAAAUGCACAGUCUGCAGGCUUUAAAGAAUUUGUGUUCUUUACUGAGAUAUCGGCUGUAGUCGUGUUAAAAGAAUGCUUUGCGUGAUGGGCCUCUUGAAUGUUUUUUUUGUUUUUUUUAACAUACAGUAUUGAGUGUGUUGAUUUGGUCAAAAGUGAAUCAACAGUUAAAAUAAGUAAGAAAAAAAAAAAAAGAAUUAUAGCUACAGAUUACGAAUUUGGACUCAAAGGGAUUUCUGUAGUUGAGUUAGUCAUUACUGAGUGCCUGUUGUGUGCCAUGUUCAACAAAUGACCAAAUCAGUGCAUUCUGGAGAGUGUCAGCACGUUUGUAAAAAUGUUUCCUUUCAUGUUUUUAUAUAUCUGUUUCAUUUUAUGCCAAUGCUGUCUUUCUAAAUGAAGUAGCCAACUCAGCACUGUUACAUGAAAACAGUUCAUCUUGUGUUACAGUUCAUCAAAAUAAAUGAUAAACUUUGAUUCCUCUGCCAUUAACUUUUUUAUUUUUUUUUAAUUUUUCUUUAACUCGUGAGUUGUGUGUGCCAAUAAAGCACCGAAACCUGA
This is a messenger RNA of Oreochromis niloticus (Nile tilapia), 5679 nucleotides long. RefSeq names its product protein serine kinase H1 (gene pskh1). NCBI's taxonomy places the organism in Eukaryota, Metazoa, Chordata, Actinopteri, Cichliformes, Cichlidae. The coding region runs from base 1007 to 2311 and encodes 434 amino acids. The transcript has 4 exons. Gene Ontology annotation, molecular function: ATP binding; protein kinase activity. Gene Ontology annotation, biological process: protein phosphorylation. The record is from RefSeq and is a predicted model, not a curated record.